AGUUGUAGAGUGAAACGCGAUGAGCAAACAUCGAAGCGAUAACGCGUCAUAAAAUCGACGUUUUUAUUGAAAAAGAGAAGAAGAGCAAGAAAAAAGUAAGCAAGCAAACGAAAAAAAAAGAAGAAGAAGAAGAAGACACAACAUACAGUCGUUUUGUGAUGUAUUAAACUUUGGAAUCAAGUGAAAUAGAGAAGAGAAAUAAUAAUAAAAAAAAGAAAGGACGAAGAGAAGCAAAGAACCAACCAAACGAAUUGAAUUGCCGACACAUAAAGCGAACGAUAAUUUCAUUUAGUUAUUUUUUUUAGUUGUCUAAGUUUUCACGCGGUUGAAAUAACACGAGAAGCAACCGAUUGUUCAUGUGGAGUAGCCCAGCAGCAACAGAAGCAGCAGUAAUUCGGCAUUUUGCAUCAGCAUAAGAAACAAAAAAAAGUGUUAUUUAGUGUUUAAAGAAGUUUUCAUUAUUAUUUUUCUUUGGUUAUGAUUUCUUGAAAAGAAAGUCAACAACAACAAGGGCACAAUUCAAAUGCUGGUUCUGUGUAAAAUGAAAAAAAUAGUGUGAUAAAUGGACGUUCGAAAAAUGAAUUCUCAAAUUGUGGCUUCGAUGGACUCAAUGAAUACCGCAUCGCAGUGCGAAACAUAGAAAAAUUGUUCUAUAAAAAAAAUCGAAAGAAAGAAAAAAAAAGAGAGAGAGAAAUGAUAAAUGAAGAAUGAAAUGAAAAGAAAAUAUGAGGAAGUGCUCACUGUUCGAUAUGAAAAAGUAAUUUAUAUAUAGAAAACAAUACCAAGGAUAUGUAUCGAAUGAAAAAGGAAGCGAGCGAUUGAAUAGUGCCGAAACGAAAUAAAAGCAAAGGAUGAAAAGUGAAUCGUAAUAUAAAAAAGAGUGAAGAGCGAAAAUCGCACGGAAACGCGACCGAAAGAAAAAAAAAUAUUAUUCAAGAAAAGACGGAAAAUCGGGCAGUGAGUGUGUUUUUCUACAGUUCAGGAGGUUCAAAUUCCUUCUCUCAUUCGUUUUGUUUCAGUUGUGUAGUUGUUGUUGUUCUUGAUUCGUUCCCUUUUUUUCCUCAAUGGAAUGAGUUUACGUCCUUUAUAAACGACCAACAUCAACGAUCACACCACCAUCAGAUUCAAAUGAAUACACAGUGAGUGCGAAUCAAAAGGAAGAAGAAGUUGAGAGAGGAAAAAAAAGUAUAUUAAGGUGUGGUGAAGUAAUUUGCAGUAGCUAGUGCGAACCUAUGCGUAUCAAUAAGAUACCUAUACCGACAUACACUGCAGUCAAAAGGAUACACACAGCAUAACACAGGAUAUAACAUUGGAUUCUUACGUAUUGGUUCAGUGAAACGAAAGUAUUUGUUCAAAAGUGAACCAAUCAUUGUGUGCGAAUCGAUUUUAAAGCAAAAAAAAGAAGAAGCAAAAAAGUUUUUUUUUUAAAGCAGAGAAAAAAAAUUAGAAUCGAGAGACUUCGAUUUGUCGUUGAAUGUUUUCCUCAUUUUUAUGUUCACGUAUCUUUCUAUAUAUCUGUGUGUGACAACUCCUCCACUGUGAAAAAAAAUCAUAUAGUUGAAAUUUAUUAUUAUAUGUAUCGAUAACAACAUUGUCUUUGGAAAAGUGCAGAACUAAGGCAGAAAAUAUAAAUUCGGGGAGGAAAAAUUUGUUCACUGGCACCGAAUUAGUGCUCUUUUUUCGGCCGUUUCCAUGUGAAGUAUUUAGCGUGUGUUCGUGAUUGAAUCCGCGGAACGAAAAAUAGAGAAAAAAAAAUUGCAAACAAGCAACAACAAAAAAGUAAUAAUAAUAUCUAAUUGCCACCGAAGUUAAAGAAUAUACGCAUUUUGUUGUUUACCAUCCGCCUCGUGCCGCGUGCGUUGUUCCGAAAAACCGUUGUUCCGAUAAGAGCGACCGAAAGAGAGAGAAAGAAAAACACUGUAUAAAAAUGUUUUGGGAAAAAGUGUGAGUUGUUUACACGGAAUAAACAAACAGUGAAAUCAUCGCCUCCAUGAAGGAUUCAACGCAAAAUGGUACGCGAGACUCGACACCUAUGGGUUGGAAAUUUGCCCGAAACAGUACGUGAGGAUAGAAUACGAGAGCAUUUUAAAAGAUAUGGACGUGUUCAAAGUGUCAAAAUCCUAUUGUCUUCGAAUUGCAAUCCAAAUUUAUUGUUAUCAAUUGGCUCAUCGUCUGUACCAAUCAAAGAUCACAAUGAUUCGACCGACGAUCACUCGAUCUCUAUGUACAAUUUUAAUAAUAAUGUUAGCCUGUGUUCGCCAACAACAAAUUCAACCAAUUGCACCAUUGGCGGCAGUGUGUGCGCAACGGUUGCAUUUAUGGAUAUUAAAUCAGCGUCGAAAGCACACACGGCCGAACAUAAAUUUGAUGAUCGCGUAUUGACCACAGAAUAUUAUGAACCAUCGUCAAUACCAUCGACAUCGGGCGAAAAUUCACCCUCAUCAAUAUCUAGUUUAACAAAUACAACAUCAGCGCAACAGCAAACAGCACAACAACAGCAACAGCAGCAGCCAUCGCCACAACAUGGCUCCACCACAUCGAAUUUAUCGGGAUCCGUUCAACAGUCAGUACAACAACAGUAUUCGUCAUCGACUACCGUUUCACCACCGGCAGCGGCACAUCGGUUAUCCACAUCAAAUCAUGGAUCAUCCGAGGAUUUGUCACCGAAUUUCGAUCGAAAUAUUUACGAUCGUAGUACACGCUUAAGUGAAUCAUCCGCCUCCGAUAUGUAUAUUAGACGACCAAAUUAUCAUCACAGCGAUUCAAGAGGCAGGCCCAGAGAUAGGCAUUAUAGAAAUGGUUCAUAUUCGUCAACAGUAGAUAGGUCUAAUUCUAGCAUUCUGCACAGGUCGUCUUCAAAUACAUGGUAUGAGAAUUCGAAUGUAACGAAUGCAAGUCGAAAUGUGUAUGGCAAUUUGCCGAGUGCGGCAGUUGUUGUAACACCCGAUAGCGCUUAUGAUACGACAACCGAUCGUAGAACGUCAGAAACCGAAUGUUCUUCCAAAUCAAUAACUAAAAACAGAGGUCUGAUAAAGAAAAAGAAAUCACGAUCGGGUUCAGAGUCACCGUGCGGUGAUAGUACAACUAGCCGAUCGAAUUCUCGUAGCCCGAGUUGUAGUUCAACAAAUAGCGGAUCUUCACAUUCACAUGGUUCAAGUAGCCCGACAAGUAGUGAUAAAUCACGUGUUCGGAAUUUGCAAUCGGCCGUUUCAACGCCGGCUACAAAUUCAUCGUCAAAUUCAAAUCCUGCCGUUCACUCCGAAGAUAAUCGACCGUUGGCGAUAUGUGUACGAAAUUUGCCGUCACGAUCGUCGGACACAUCGCUUAAAGAUGGCCUAUUUCAUGAGUACAAGAAGCAUGGCAAAGUGACGUGGGUCAAAGUGGUUGGUCAAAGUUCGGAACGUUAUGCGCUGGUAUGCUUUAAGAAACCAGAAGAUGUGGUCAAAGCACUGGAAGUGUCACAUGAUAAAUUAUUUUUUGGCUGUAAAAUUGCGGUGGCACCGUAUCAAGGUUUUGACGUUGAUGACAACGAAUUUCGACCGUACGAAGCCGAAUUGGAUGAAUACCAUCCGAAGGCAACGCGCACACUGUUCAUAGGAAAUUUAGAAAAAGACAUAACUGCAACCGAGCUUAGAAAGAAUUUCGAUUGUUUUGGUGAAAUUAUCGAAAUCGAUAUAAAGAAGCAAGGUGUUAAUGCGUAUGCAUUCUGUCAGUACUCGGAUAUUGUGUCUGUGGUAAAGGCGAUGCGACAAAUGGACGGCGAACACUUGGGUUCAACGCGCAUAAAAUUGGGCUUUGGCAAAUCAAUGCCUACCAAUUGUGUGUGGAUUGAUGGUGUUUCGGAUGCGGCCAGUGAAAGCUAUCUGACAACACAGUUCAAUCGCUUUGGACCCGUGUCACAAGUCACCAUCCAGCGUGAACGGAAGAUGGCAUUGGUGUUUUUCGAACAGAUUUCAUAUGCCCAAAUGGCAGUUAAAGAAAUGCGGGGCGUAACCUUACGCGGACGAAAGCUGCAGGUAGACUUUGCAUCACGCGAAUGCCAAGACGCUUUCUACGAUAAAAUUGAAAAGAAAAGCGCUGUCACACCCGAACGAACGGUGUUCGAGCCAAGCCGUGAUGUAACCCGUACAUUUGAAAAUUCAACAACGACGUUGAACAGUCGAUUCAGUCGAUAUGAUACACCGGCUCGAUCGAGAACGUCAUCGUUUAGCCGACAUGGAGCUGUUUCACCGAGUUCAGCAACAACGCCACGCGGCAGUUCGUUUGUACGACGAAACAGCCGAUACGCAAAUGCUGAUUAUCACGAUGAUGAAUAUGCUAUGACGAAUACGGUGGACAAUCGGACGUCAUACACGAAAAAGAAUGCCGCACAAUCGAUGGAAUGCGAUUCGGAGCGGCGUAUCAAAAGCUAUGAUGAAUACAGUCAGGGAUCAGCUGCGUCUCAUGAUGCCGAUGAGUACAAUUAUUUCCGAACUGAAUCACCGCAAGAGCGAAUAAGCGUGUCAAAUGAAUUGGACAGCGUAACAAUAACCAGCCGACGGAAGUAUGAUGACGAAUUCUCCUAUGCUCCAAAGAAGAAUGCAUUCAUUGUGAAUGACAUGGAUGCGGAUCGACGUGAAAAAAGUCCAGUCAUCGACGAUGAAUACUUCUCGAGCACGGUGAAACAUCAUCGUGUGCAAAGUGUUGUUGUGUCGGCCGAUUCAGCGGCGUCAGCGGCGGCUACAGCAGCAGCAGGAACGGCAUCAACGCAUGCUAAUGCACACUUUCAACAGCCUGGUGAUAUUCGUCAUUUGCAAAAGGAACGUUCUCAAUUGCUUGAGCAGCUAGAAGAAUGCCCGUCCAGUGGCGAUGAAAUUUUAAGCCCGAAGAAACGAAUGAAAUUCGACAAUGCUGAUUCCGGCAAUCUUGUACAAACGAACCUAGUUAAUGAUUCUAACUGUGAUGCUACUUUAAACAAUCUAAACGACACUAAUUUAUUACAACACCAUCGAAAGAAUUCGGAAGUGAGACGCUUAUCGGAAUGCAAUUCAUCAAAACACAAUGUUGUGAACAAUAUACGACGGCCAUCAACAGACAGCGGAAGCUUACGGCAUCCACACGUUCGCACCGGCAGCUCAUCGCACAAUGAACUCAGUGAACAAAUAUCAGCGUUUCAAUCGCAUCCAUUCUGUAAGCGACGCAAAACCGGCAACUCGAACAGCGAAAGUGAACAUCAUUCGUCGAAGGGUCGAGGGCAUCAAUUGCAUUCGCAUCACUCGCACGAAGCAUCGGCCAGUGAAAGUGCCGAUGGUUCACGGCCGGGCACACCGCUCUGUGACGAACGACCCGAAAUUAUGGUUCCGGCCGAUCCACGGCGCAAUUCACGUGACAGAUACACGAGUCAUUCGACAUCGCUGUAUUUGCCGUUGCCCAAAUUUGGUGUACAAAUUUUUCAACAGAAUCGUGCAUUCAGCUCAACACAUUCGCUAUCUUCCUACUUAUUAUCCAGUCAUUCUAGUCGAAAUACUUUAUCAAGUCCACCGCCUGCGUUGCUCACACGACCAUCGUCCAAUGGCAGUACCAUUUUAUUGAGUAGUAGUGCUCAGCAGCAACAGCAUUCGCAUCAACAUAACUUCCAACCAAAACACUCACAUCAAUCAGAGCGUUCUUCUUUGCACCAAACACAUCAGCCGUCGAGUGCGGCAGCUGAAUCAAAGCCGUCGUCACAUCAUCAACCGCCACCACCACCACCACCACCUCUGCCAAGCGUACCUCAUUCAGUGUCAACAUCGCAAACUGCACCACCUGCCCCGCCUGCACCUUCAUCAUCCACAUCAUCGUCCACAUCUUUAUCGAUCGCCACACCAUCCGCGCCAUCGGAUGCCAAGCAAUCGAAACUUCCUCAGGUUCAAUCGACAGAAUCGCAAAUUAAGCCAGUUAACACGGCCACUUUGUUGAAACAACCAAUGGCAACGGAACCGAUCGAACAACCACCUGAGAGUCCAUGCAAAGCGCCAUCAUUGAGCUCAACUUCUAGCGACUCCGAACUUGGAAAGAGCCCAUCGUUCGAUGAGCGAAUUAAGAAUUUGGAUGAAAUGUUCGAAAUGUGGAACGGUGGCAUUCCGGCGCGACCAUCAUCACAUUCGUUCAGUGAAAAUCCGACAACACCAUCGUCUGCGUCCAGUUUCUCCAGCCGGCACAAAUUCCUCGAGCUUGAUGUGAAUGAUGUAAAACCAUCGGACAUUUUGAAAUCCGUUUUAUCGAAAAAAUCGAUAUUUGACGAUGAUUUGAAGCGGCUAGAGCAUAUCGGAGAGAAAUAUGAGCCAAAAGACUAUUUGAAUUUGAAUCGCACGCCAACAACGGCAAAUGCAACCAACAGCAAACCGGCGGCGGCGGCAGCAGCAGUGGCAACGGCAACAGUGACAACAACACCAACAUGCACUAGCCAGUUGACCCAAUUGAGCCAAUUGCCAAAAUUGCACUCAACGCCACAACAAACGACGACGACGUUUACAGCGCAAAUCAGUCAAGCGUUACCACGUUUGAAUGCCGUAUCACCAAUGAAUAGUCCACAGCCGCAAUCCCCAUACAACAGCCCAUCGCCAUCGCCGAUCGUUGUCACACCGAAUAUGUCUGGCGCGAAAAUGUCCAACAACAUUGCGUCGGUGCAACCGGUCAAAGGUGUAUUACAGUAUCCAUUCCCAACACAUCCGCCAAUUGCGACGUCUGUUACAAAUCUACCGAGUACACCAACAACACCAUCGAAUAAAAUCGCCGAAAAUACCAGUUCCUCUCAAGACCAAGACUCAAACAAAUCGAAAUCACACAAAAGUACCAGCAACACUCAAGAAAAAAACAAUCAAGCGAGCAACGGAUCGAAGAGCUCGAAUCGUUCGCUCAACAAAAGUGCAUCGGUACCGGGUAGCAAUCACUCGGGCACCGUUCGAACGACUCUCACAUCCAGUUGUAGCUUGAACAUGAGCAUCAAAGAUGAAAGCAAUGAUUCGCUUGAGAAUGUGAUUCCGUCGCGUAAAACGUCACGCGAAGAGAAAAUCUCCAAUGCCAAGAAUGAUCAUGCGAAAAAGACUGAUCUGUUGGAUCGACGGAAAUGGGAAUCGAUCAGCAGCGAAAAUUCUGAUCCGGCCUCCAGUUCGGAAAUUCUAUCCGAACGGACUGAAAAUGAGCGCGUUGGACGUGAACGACACGAUUCAACGAAAAUGGAAUCGGGCAAAACAAAGAAUAAAACACGCAACCAAAGUGAAAUUGAGUCACAAGAGAGAGACGAAUCACGUAUUAAAUACGAGCUCGAAUCAAAGAAAUCGGAAGAGUAUGAGUACAGACGCCGUGAGAUGGAUAGCGAUGAUGCGGUACACCACAACUGGAAACAGGAAUACAAACAAAACCCGCCGAAAGACCGUGAACAUGUUGUUACGGUUAAUCAAUUCACCAAGAGUGACAAACAUAACAAAGAGAAUGCGUCAAAAUCACGUGAAAGUACGCCAUUAGAUCGACAACAGUACACCGAUGAAAUGAAUAAGAAUUCAAGCAAAAAUAGUCGCAGCAAUUCACCAAACAAAAUCAUACCGAAACGACGAUUAAGCUCACACGAAUCCGUUGACAGUGAUGAUGGUAAACGGUUUAAAUUCAAUUCCGAAAAUGUCAAAUCACUGGAGCGUCGCGAUUUCAAAGAUCCAAAUGGUCGCACUGGUGGCGGUGGUGAUAAGUCAUCAUCGAAACAUCAUCAACGCAACUUCAAUAAGAUGAACAAUGUGCACAAGACUGAAGAAAACUCAUGCGAUAUGCCGGAGGAUAGGUCGAAAAAGGAUUCAAGCUUUGAUGAGCGCAAAAAGGAACGCGACGGUGAUAAACAACAUCGCAGCAAAAGCGAAAAAUCGUCACACAAAAGCCGACGCAACAAGGAUGAAAAAUCGUCCAGUCAAUUCCAUAUGGAAGCGCAAAGUGGCUUUUCAAACGAUGGUCGCCUCAGCGACGAUGAGAGCAGCAAAAAGUCUGAAAAUAAGGAUGGAAGACGUGAAAAUCUAUUCGAUGCACAGCAACAGCACCAUCACCAGCAGCAGCAACAACAACAACAGCACCAGCAACAUCCGAGCCAUCGUCACCAUAGCCAUGAAAAACAGAAUUCACGUGAUCAUCGCGACGAGAAAUCCAAAUCGGAGAAGCGAAUUGAUCGUUUGAACAGCAGUGAAAAACGCUCACGAACAACGGAUGAUGCGCACAGUUCGGCCAAAUCAUCGAUGGAACGUGAACGUAUACGAAUUCGUAAGCCAACAUCAAAUAGCUCCGACGAUUCGGAUUCUGAUGGACCGAAAAAACAUUCCAUUUUCGAUAUUCCAGAUGAUGGUCCCGCCUACAUUUCCAUGUACGACAAAGUGAAGGCUCGCUCAUGCAAAAACAUGCAGAAACAAGAGGAAGAGAAGAAAAUCAAAGCGAAAUUCAGCCAAUUGAAAGAGAGCCGAGCAAAGCGUGAAGGAAAGAAACACUCAAAUAGCUAUGACGAAGAAAGCGAUUCGGAUAUGGACACAAAUGAACAACGCGUCAAACACACGGGCGGUAAAAUGAAGCAUUUCCUUGACUCGUCAACGGAAGACAGCGACGGCAGGCAUUCGAUGAACAAAGAUUUAGUUUCCGAUUCAGAGUCGAGCUCACGAAAGGGCCACUUCCGUGUGAAUCGAUUGAAUGAGCUAUGCGAUGGUGAGAGUUCGGAAAAUAGUUCGUUGCAUCAAUUCUCUGUGAAACCGAGACGUCGCAUUUCGUCACGCAAGAAUUCAAGAUCGGCCCGAAUCACAUCGGAAACAUCGGACGAUGCUAGCGAAAUUGCAGCACCGGUUAAACAAGAGCCAAGAGAAAAACCCGACGAAGAAAUGAAAUGUGAAAUCAAAACCGAAAUCGUUAACAUUCCAAAGGAAGAAAAACAGGAUAUUGUUCAGUUUAAAAUUAAAUCCGAACCCGUUGAUCCCUUUCCAUCGCCGGAGCGAACGUCGAAUUUGUGUGAUUUAUCGGAUGGUGAUUCAAUAACACCAAGCAGCAAAACAUCCGAGACUAAGGAAUCCAUGUUUGACAAUCUCUUCAGUGCUGAAAACAAGAAGCGACACAAGAAGAACAAAAAACGUCAAAAGAGCCCAUCGGCCAUGUCAACCGAAGAGGCGAAACCAAUCAAACACGAAGAGAUGAUCAAGGUGGAAAAAUCCAAUUCGAUGGAAACAAUGUUCGAUGAACUGAAACGCGAUGCACGCGAUACGUCAAGCAAUGAGAAGAAACGCCACGGCAAAAAAGAGAAGAAACGCGAUAAAUCGUCGAAAGAACAGCACGAUAAAUCGAGAGAGGAGAAAUAUCGCAUGAAAAAAUUGAAGAAACAAAAUCGAUUGUCGUCAGAUGCAUCGAUGUUUGAGUCGCAAGAGAGUUUCAAUUCGAUCAAACGUGGAGAGAAAAUGGAAGACAUUUUUGGUCCAAUUUCCGAUGAUGAUUCACACAUUUCAGCUACGAUCGACACACACAAAUCCACCAACAAGUCGUCAAAUUCCUCGAAUAAUGUUCAUUCAAACAAGUCAAGCACACAAUCGUCGACAACAACAACGACGACAACCACGUCCACUUACACUCAAAAUGAAAAUAACACCGAAUCGAAAUCGUCGAAUUUGCAAUUGGAAAAGGAAAAGCAUCGCGAAAAGAAGCGAGAAAAGAAGCGCAAGGAGCGUGAAAAGCAACAGCAAUCGAUCAGCAGCAAAGAUGAUGACAAUAGUGUUGAUUUGGAUGCAGCGGCCCGUGCAUUGGAAGCACAACUGCUCGAAGAUAGUGAACAAAAGCCAGAAGAAAUUAGCGAUUUUGGAUACUCGGCGUCGAAAGAAAAUGUCAAUAAGAAUGAAUCAGUGUCAGAGAAGCCAUACGAUGAUGUGUUCCGAUUCUCGGAAACCGAAGAAGGUCCCGACAAUAUGUUUAUGUCACGCAAAUCGGACAGUAUGGACUCGCAUCGAUCGAAGGAUAAAAAGAAAAAGAAGAAGCGAUCGAAGGAGGAAAAACGACAUCAUCAUCAUCAUUUGAGUCAUUCGUCGUCGUUUAUUUCACCACCAACGACUCCACGUCUAACCAUCGACACAGAUUUGAUGGAUGACCUUCCGCCGUCGAAGCAAUCACCGAUUUCGAUCGAUGAUAGCAAAUCAAGCGAAGAACCAAUCGAACCAAAGGGCAAAGACAGUAAAACUAUUGACAAUGCACAAUCAUCGAAACAUAGUGAUGACAAGCGCAAAGAUUCCAAAGCAAUCAUUCCUGAUUUCGGCUUGAUAAUCGAUACAAACAUCUAUGAUUCAGCGGUGCAAUCGAUUUCAUCCGAUUUUGCCAAUGACAAAUCCGAACCGGAGAAAUUGCCAAUCGAAGAAAACCCGACUGCUGAGAGCCAAGAUGCCAAACAAGGUGACAAAAUUGAAGAAAAAUCCCGCGUUGUUAUCUCACAAGAAGAGACUGAGGACGCUGUGGCAGCUUUGUUGGGUGAAAGUUUCGGUAUGACCGAUGAUUAUUCGUUCAGUGAAGAUCCAAUUAUCGAAGAAGGUUCGAAUUUGCCAUCGAAUGAUGGUGCCAUUGCCGAAGAGGAAGCCGAAGAAAUGCGAAAGGCUGUACAAAGUUUGGGCACCGAUGAUAUGGACAUGAAGCCAGACACACCACAAAGUGAUAAUGGCCUGCAAAUUGACACUGAUACCGAAGAACAAGACGAUAGCAAUGCACUGCAAAUCGAUGAAAGUGCCGCCAAUUAUGACAGCAAAUCGGAAGCGCCAAAGGAUAAGAAGUCGACCACGAAAGAUGUUGAACCGAAGGCAAGUGACACCAAUAAAAACACCGUGGCGUUCACACUUGAAACCGUUCAAUCGCAAGAGACCAGCAAAAAUGCCGAUAAACCAGCAUCGAGCAGUGAUAACCAUAAGACCACGAUUGUUACAACACAACCAAAAUUGCAUGUUGAGCCACCGAUUUUGCCGCCAAUCAUACCAAAGAUUGAAGCUCCAAGCGAAUUACUGUCGGUAACAAUAAGCACACCAACAUUGGCCAAACCAAACAUCAUUCAAGUGUCGAGUAUUUCCAAUGACAAACCAAAAUCAUCGCCACCGAGUACGAUUAUCCAUCAUACUCAACCUUCGGUUGUGACACAAACAAUGCUAACGACAGCAGCAACGGCAUCGGCACCAACACCGCCAACCAGCAUUCAAAAUCCAAUUUUGAAUCGAGUGACCACACCACAAAUUCGGCAAUCGUUGCACAUGAGUCCAGCCAAAUCGUCACUUUCCCAUGUUAAUAUUCAACAGCGUCAAAUUAUACCACCGGCCACAACGAUACAAACAACUCAACCACACAAACCGUCCGCUACGAAUGUCACUUCAUCGAAUCGCACUUCUUCUGUUGUUGUACCGACUUCAGAUUCAAAAUCAAAUGAAGUUGAAUCGCCAAAACAUGCAGAAAGCGAACCAACAACAACGAUCACGCCUUCCACAUUGGUCAGCACACAAAUGCCACAAACACCGAAGCAAAUUGUGUUCGAAACGAAAAUCCAACAGGAGCCCGAUGUCAGAGAGAAUAAGCCAUCGAAACCAGUCGAUCUUACUCCAGUUGUGCAAACAACGGAGGAAUCCACUGAGAAUAGCAAGCAAGAUGAUGUGCCGUUGGCUACAACUUCGGUGAUCAAGAGCAUUCUCUCGAAACCGGAGGAAGUCAAGACGAAAGAAGAAAUAAGCGAAUCGUCAUCGACAAUGAAAGAAGACAGUGAAUAUUGGACGGCAAAGGAAGUGAAUAUCGAAUCGGUAAUCAAAGAAGUGGACGCAUUGUGCACGACGGAUGACGAAACAAAUGCCGAAUCGAAGGUGAUUGUCAAGCCGGAGACACCAAAGACCGAAGCUCCGGAAGAAAUCGUCGAAAAGAAUGAAUCCAAAGAGGCGGCCAAAACCGAUGCCAAAGGUCAGCCGAAACGUGAAAAGGCAACUCGCAACAAGAAGACACAACAAAUUGAAGUGGAAAGCCAAAAAUCGCCGCCAAGCGUUAUGGCCACACCCGAAGUGCAGUCGCCUGGUGUGCAAACACGUCGUGGAGUUACAGCAAAACCAACGGUUCAAACGAGACGUGGACGCAACAAUCGCAAUGCUUCGCCCAGAUCAAAAACUGGCGCUAGCGUUGUGGUUGGAAAUGAGAAACCAUGCAGCAACACCUCAGAAUCGGAUAUUUAUGAGUUCCACGAGGAUUCUGGCGAAGAAACAAUGGCCAUGCAAAGCAAUGAAGCACCCAGAACACGUGCGUUGUCAUUCUCAAAACCAAGCACUCAACCAUCCAGUCCGAUUACACCGCCACAAGUCGAGCCAAGCAAAGCAGAUGUUAGCGCACCUGAACCCGAACCACCGAAGCCAGUUCAGUCACCAGAAGUUGAAAAAUCCAAUGAAUCAGUAGACGAAACAAAAGAAGAUCUCGUUGCACUCAACAAUUUGCGUAAGAGUCGUCGUUUGAUCGAACGUGAUGGUUCAAGAAGCACAGUCGAUGAUACCAUUGAAGAAGUCGUGAAGAAUAUCAUGAAAGAACAAACGGUAAUCACAACCACAUCGGCUACAAUUGUUCAACCACAAUUAACAUCGACACCGAUUCAAACACGACGAUCAACCCGUAACACGACAAAUCAAGCGACCGUUAAAUUGCCAGUCAAUGAGAAAGCUGAAUUGCGUAAAUCACCUCGUCCAACACGUGGCGGUGCAAAGGAUAUUAAAUCGACGGAAACUGAGAGUUCCGCUGAUGAUAAGAGCGAAGAUACACAACGUAGUGAUGUGCAUGAAGAGAAACGGGACAAUGAUUCAGAAGCAACACAAAGUGCAUCGGAAUCAGGUGAAACGAAUCGUACUGUUGAACCACCCAAAGCGGAACCAGUUGUUGUUGAAGCGCCAAAGGUACAUUCAGUUGCUAAGGAAUUGCCACCAGCUGCUGGAGAGAAGAAACAACCAUCAUCUGGAGAGCCAAUGACAUUAAUCGAUCCAGUAACUGGCGAAAUGACUGUUGUUCAACAAAGCAAUGAAGGACAGUAUGUGCCAGUGGUGAGCAGUCGCAGCGGUGAAUUUGUGAACAAACCAAGUGUUUUGGUGACAUCGCGUGAAGUACGGCCAAUUGCAGUUGAACCAACGCCGGCAAUUGUAUCAAAGGUAUCAACCGCUCCAGUUGUGACAAUUGUGAGCAAACCAGUGCCCGUGCCAAUUUCGUUGACCGUACCGAUUCCGAUGCCAAUGCCAAUGCCCGUGCAAACAACUGCCCCGAUGCAUGUACAAAAAUCAACUGUGGUUAUCACAUCGAAACCAGUCGAACCACCAACUCACACCGUACCACUGUCGAUGUCAAUUGAAAAGACUUUGGCUCAACCAUCGUCACAGCCACAAAUUAAAAUCCAACCAGUCCUCCAAACGCCACAGCAGCAGCCACUACCACCACCAUCAUCACAGCAUCAACAUCAUUCGUUGAAGGCUCAUGUGUUGAGUUCGCAGCAUGUCAAAAUGUCACAGGCGCCAGUAAUAUCAAGCGCUGGCACUCCGGUGAUUUUGAGCACAAGUGUGCCAAGCGUAUCACACGUUUCGAAUGUACAACCGGUGAUAAAAUCAACGGCGAUUAUUCAAAGCAGUGUCGUACAGCCGAAUAUUCCAUCGCAUAAGUAUGGCAAAGAUUCGCCGGCUUCUGUGAUUUCACAACAGCAACAAUAUCAACCGAAAAUACAAGUUUCGGUGGCACAACAGCAACAGCAACAGCAGCAGCCACCACCACAUUUGUCUGUUGCUCACAAGAAUACGCUGAUUGUGAACAUUCCAACAAGUUCACCGGCCAAUAUGCCGUCAGCCCAUUCGCCACGACACUCGCCGAAUAUACCGCCCAAGGUGACCUACACUCAAGCAUCAAUUCACGAGCCACAGUAUUCGAUUCACGUUCCAAAGCAUUCUGUUGCCAAUAUUCAUCCGUCGCAGAUGCUAUCACAAAAACCGGUCGUCAUUCAUUCGAACAAAAUGCAUAUGCCACCGACAUCAUCGAAUUACACAUCAGUCGUGCAAUGUAGUGGUAAAGUGAUUCAAACAUCACAUCACUUACCGCAACCGGCGCCAUUGAUUCAAAUGGGACCCGCACAACCUGUGCCAUUGCAACACAUUUCACAGCAGCCACAACAAACGAAAUCCAGUUCAAGCCAUCAAAUUAGCAUCCAAUCGACGCAACCAGCGCCAUUUGUCAGUAGUGUUCCGUUGCAAGUGCGAUCCAGUGCAAGCAAAUAUGAGACGGCUCCAUCGCCCAAGUACAAGCAACACAUUCUACCGCCAACGCUCCCACAAAUCCAAACAUCACCCGCUUCGAUUCAGCAACAAUCUGUUGUUGCCAAGCAAUCCACCUUCCCACCACAAUCGAUGCCGACAUCGAAUCAAAUCCGACUUCAUCAAGCUUCACAAAUUAUGACCGGUGCUGUUGCAAGCCCACCACCAAAGCAACCGCACUUGAGCAGCCAACAACCGAUUGUCGCUGGUGCAAAUAGUUCACGUGCCAGUGUUCCACCGUUGAGUCCACAAGGUCAACAGAAUCGACCGCACAAUUUGCAACAGCCAGGAUUACCCGUUCCAGGAUUCGAAGCCAACUUGCAUUCGGAUAUUGGUGGAUUUAGUUUGCUCAGAAACCAAAGUCCACCGCCUGCUCAUCAGCAGGCUUCUCCCAUUACUCCAGUUAACUUGAGCGAUCCUGUUUUUCCAAAUGUACCUAUGCGUGGCGUUCAAAAUAAUCACUUCAUUCUCUAUCAACAAUAUAUGCGAGCUCAAGAAGCAUUGGGCCAUGGAGCGCGCAUUCCAUAUAUACCAAGAUCGACAAUGCUACCUAAUGCAACGGAACAAAAGGAAUUGAAUGAAUUGGAAGAGCCAUUGGGAACAAGCCCACCAUUAGAAUUGCGACGACCAAUCACGGGUCAAAGGGUUGCUGUGCCGCAUAGUUUGCAGAGUCCACAAGAUCGUGCUACAGUGAUUCCACAUCCACACUAUCCAGAUGUUGGAGCACGAUUCUAUGAUAAUGCUCGUCCGGCCAUCCCAACUGCAACUGAACCACCACCAGCACAUCGCAAUCCACAAAUGAGUGGAACACCGCCAAUCAAUUAUGCGGCCCCUGGUGAGUUGCCGCCCCAUUUGAUGCCAAAAGCACUGGAACGCGAACGUGAACAACGGGAAAAGGAACGAAAAUCAUCGAUACCAGGUCAUACAAAUACACCGUGCCCAAGUGGAUUGGUACCAGCGAUGGCAACGCCAGGUCCCGGACGCAGUCUGCAAGUGACAACACCGCCGCAUGCUAGUCAGGUACCACCACAAGCCGAUUCGUUGCUAAUGCUGUUGCAGCGCUAUCCAGUCAUGUGGCAGGGAUUGUUGGCACUCAAGACCGACCAAGCAGCCGUUCAAAUGCACUUUGUGUUCGGUAAUCCAGAUGUGGCCAGUGGAUCGUUGCCUUGCAAUAGCGAUGGAUCGACACCUCCACUAAGAAUUGCACAACGUAUGCGAUUGGAACAGACACAACUUGAGGGCGUUGCGCGAAAGAUGCAGACGGACAACGAGCAUUGUAUGUUGUUGGCAUUGCCAUGUGGUCGCGAUCAUUUGGAUGUGUUGCAACAAUCGACCAACUUGCAAACGGGUUUCAUCACAUAUUUGCAGCAGAAACAAGCCGCUGGCAUUGUCAAUAUACCAGCACCGGGCAGUGAACAAGCCGCUUAUGUCGUCCAUAUAUUCCCAUCAUGUGAAUUUGCCAAUGAGAAUUUGGCACGUAUCGCACCAGAUCUAUUGCACCGCGUUGCUGAUAUUGCUCAUCUGCUAAUCGUUAUAGCGACCGUUUGAGUAAAGUGAAACGAUCCCAAAUCAUCACCGAACUGUGUCAAAUCAAAAACUGAAUUGUAGACAAAGAAAAACCGAAAAAAACGAAAAAUGAUUUAAACCCGAACUUGUGACUGCUGUGACAAAGGAAAUUGCACUUUCCUUGAAUUGUCAAACAAAAAAAAACGAAACAAUUUUAUCGCUACACAUCAAGCAGAGGAGAAACAAGAAAUGAACAAAAAUUUGUUGAUUUUGUACAUAAGACGAGAAACGGUAUCAUAAGAUUUAUACUAACUAAGGGAUCUUUUGUACCUAUAUCCUUUUUUGAUAUUUUGUCAAUUUUGUAAUUUUCAUUCUUACCUCAAAUUUCGGAGAGUCUCAUGUAAAGAGAGAGAGAGAGAGAGAGAGAGAGGAAGGGAGAGACAGAUAGAAAAAGGAAGCGAGAAAAAGAAAACGGAAUGGAUUGAUGCGCCGCACCUCGCCCCUCACACUCGUCCACAAUACACACGCAGACACAGUGUGUAAUGAUUUUGUUAAUACAUUUAUAAUUAUCUCAUCAAACCUAUUUGUAUAUUUAAUUAUAUUAAGUUUUGAUCUCACUCCGUGUACACAAAGCAAAGUGUGUGUCUGUGUCUGCGUAUCGAUCAAAAGAUAGAAAGAGAAUCGAAGAGGAAGAAAAAAAAAUAAGUGUUAGAUGUGGCGAGUGCAUCAUAUUUGUUGCCGUAAUGUGUCGGUGUUGACGAUAUCGAAAAAGUGACAAUUGUCUUGCGUGAGAAACAAAGCAAAAGAAAAAUAUGAUGGAAGAAAGAUCAAGAGAUCGUUUCGACAUCCAACCCACAACAUUUUCAUAACAUACAUUCAUAUAUACAUCAAAAUGUAUACGAACCAAUUGCUAACAAAAUCAAAUUUACACAUGAACUAUUUUUUUCGAAUUGAAAAGAAAAAAAAACCUCUCACACACACACACAAAAUACCCCCCCGCAACAAUGCAUUAUAUAUUCUUAUUAUUAUCUGCGCUGUGUUCAAACUUCACAUUUAACAAAUUGAGGUAUAUGCGAAUGAAAGGAAGUUGAAAACAAACAAACAUUUUAAAUGCAAGCAUCUGACAGAAUUAACAUGUUAGUACAAUAUAGCGAAAAA
This is a messenger RNA of Sitodiplosis mosellana (orange wheat blossom midge), 16964 nucleotides long. RefSeq names its product protein split ends (gene spen). Gene Ontology annotation, molecular function: mRNA binding. The transcript has 16 exons. NCBI's taxonomy places the organism in Eukaryota, Metazoa, Arthropoda, Insecta, Diptera, Cecidomyiidae. Gene Ontology annotation, cellular component: nucleus. The coding region runs from base 2010 to 15848 and encodes 4612 amino acids. The record is from RefSeq and is a predicted model, not a curated record. Gene Ontology annotation, biological process: regulation of transcription by RNA polymerase II.